Molecule: messenger RNA, 750 nt
Organism: Pneumocystis carinii B80
Lineage: Eukaryota; Fungi; Ascomycota; Pneumocystomycetes; Pneumocystales; Pneumocystaceae
Exons: 4
Coding region: 1-750 (249 amino acids)
Biological process (GO): protein transport to vacuole involved in ubiquitin-dependent protein catabolic process via the multivesicular body sorting pathway
Cellular component (GO): ESCRT II complex
Source: RefSeq, a predicted model, not a curated record
AUGCAAAAAGGACGACGUGGAGUUGGAUUAGGAGCCUUUGAAAAUCAGGAGAAAUCAGUGGAAAAAUAUAGAGAACUUAGUAGCAGCCUUUUUAAAGAACGAUCAGAAGAUCUUUUUAUGCAAUUGUCAGCUUUUAAGGGAAUUUUAGCUGAAUUUGCACGAAAUCAUGGACCAGAUAUUUAUGCAAAUCCUUACCUGAGAAAUGAAUUUUCUCAGAUGUGUAAAGCAAUUGGAAUAGAUCCAUUAGCAUCAACGGGAUCUAAAAAACGUAAUUUUUGGUCAGAUAUGUUAAAUAUCCAUGAUUUUUAUUUUGGAUUGGCGGUAGAAGUAGUAGAGCUUUGUCGAAAUACAAGAGGAGAAAAUGGAGGAUUAAUAAGACUUGAACAGGCGUUACGACGUAUUAAUGAGAUACGUCAAGAUUCAGGAGGAGUAGUUGUGUCAGAAGAAGAUAUUUUACGAUCAGUUAAAACGCUAGAUAUUCUUUCAUCGGGGCUUAAAGUUGUUCGAAUAGGAGGGCAAGAAGCAAUAUGUUCUCUUCCGAAUGAGCUUAAUUCGGAUCAAUUUACUAUUUUAGAAGUAGCACAAGUUAUGGGUUAUGUUUCUUUUUCAAUGAUUAAAGAUAACUUGCAUUGGGAUGCUUAUCGUAUACUUGCGAUUAUCGAAGAUUUAUUAUCACAGUCGCUUCUUUGGGUCGAUGAACAAGCAGAAGAGACUAAAUUUUGGCUUCCUCUUACUAAUCAGAUAUGCUGA